Molecule: messenger RNA, 1372 nt
Organism: Gracilinanus agilis (Agile Gracile Mouse Opossum)
Lineage: Eukaryota; Metazoa; Chordata; Mammalia; Didelphimorphia; Didelphidae
Gene: SUSD3
Product: sushi domain containing 3
Exons: 5
Coding region: 99-923 (274 amino acids)
Cellular component (GO): plasma membrane
Source: RefSeq, a predicted model, not a curated record
UUCCCCAGCUCCCUCUGUACACUGUCUCUCGGGUUCUUGCCGGAACCUGGUGCCCCCGGGGGAGGUGACGGGGGCGCACCGCAAAGUGGUACGGAGCGAUGUCCGCAGCCACGGCGGCAUCGGGCCUCGAUGUGUCCCGGACAGCGGUGCUGGCGGACGGCGGCGGAGAUCCCGUGCCCAAGAACCGCACAGGUCAGUGCAGCCGAGCCUCUCCACCUCAAGGGGGCACCUUCCAAGUUAUCGCUGGCAAUGGUACCACUAUUGGGACGAUACUGAUGUUCCAUUGCCCUAUAGGCCACCAGAUGCUGGGACAAGGCAUCGUUACUUGCAUCUGGAGAGAGAAUGGCACAGAGUGGACAAAUGGGACACCAACGUGCAAGGCUCUGCCCGUCUAUGAAACCUUCGGGUUUAAGGUUGCUGUGAUCGCGUCCAUUAUAAGCUGCGCCAUCAUCCUGCUGAUGUCCGUCGCGUUUUUAACCUGUUGUCUCCUCAAGUGUGUGAAGAAGAACGAACGGCGUCAAACGGAAAGAGAUAUGCAGUUUUGGUACCAACUCAGAAGCGAAGAGCUGGAAGAUAUGCAGGCUGCUCACUUUGGCUACAAGGGACGAAACAACAGCAACAACAAUAGGGCCAGGAAUGUGUCAGUGAGCGCUGGAGAGAAUGCAGCGGCUGCGUAUGACAACCCAGGCUUUUCCAGGAAUCAGGAAGACCAUGUAGGAUGGAGAGGGAAUAAUGUGAACACUUACCAGCCAAAUGAAAAUGACUUAUGGUCCAUGGAGCAACGAGGCCAGAUGCCACAUGGAAGACAUUUCCUUCCACGAGUCAGAGUUGGUCUAUCAACAGUGAACACAAUUCACCUGUUUGAAGUUUCUGGAGAAGACAUGAGGAUUCCUAAGAAACCUACAACAUACAUCCCUGGUUAGCCAAAAAAGGACAGAACUUUUUUGUGGGACCCAGACCAGACACUGCAAGGAGACCUCACUCUAUGUGCCUUAAAAACUCCAUUGACAGGACAGUGUCAGGCAUUUGUUGGGAUAAUUAAUCUAUAUCUGAAGAUUGUAUUCAAACAUGCUUCUAGGAUUAUUAACCUGAGUAAUAUAACCAUUGUUGAUAAUGAACAGUGAUGCUGGCUAUUAGCUAGCUAAUCAAUUGAAAUCAUAGCUGUCACCAAAAAAUCCUGUUGUGAUCUUACACAAAAAUGGAAAUAGCAAAUUGUCGAUUUUACUGCUUUGAAUGUCAUCAAGGAGCAUAACACCUUUCAGCUGCUGAAUUCCUUUAAGCUGAAUUUCUUUUGUAAACUUACAAAUGGGGAAACAUUUUUAAAACAUAUUUUUGCACAGUAGAAUAAGAAAAUGACAAUAAAAUAUUUCUU